This is a messenger RNA of Ixodes scapularis (black-legged tick), 456 nucleotides long. RefSeq lists its product as uncharacterized. Lineage: Eukaryota; Metazoa; Arthropoda; Arachnida; Ixodida; Ixodidae. The transcript has a single exon. The annotation marks the transcript as partial. The record is from RefSeq and is a predicted model, not a curated record.
GCAACGGUCAAACUUCCAAAGCUAGAAAUUCCAAAAUUUACGGGUGACAUACGGUCAUGGCAAGGUUUCUGGGACCAGUUUGACGCUACAAUCAACCAAAACGCCUCUCUGUCUGAAAUUGACAAGCUUAAAUACCUGAAAAGUUACCUUACAGCUAAAGCUGCUACAGCAAUUGAGGGGUUACAACUGACAGUUGAAAACUACACCGUUGCACUGGGCCUCCUGAAAACAAGAUUCGGGAAAAAAGAACUCAUCGUAGAAGAACACAUGUCACGAUUACUGGCAGUGAGAACAGUCAGUAACUCUCACAACGUGGAGAAGCUCAGGUUGUUGUAUGACGAAGUUGAUACAGGAGUCCGAAGCCUUGAGGCGCUUGGUGUCUCUUCAAACACCUACGGGACACUCCUACUAACAGUCCUGCGAAAAGCUGUGCCAUCAGACCUCGAACUAGAAUAA